AUGGGAAAAGGCCUAGGAACAUCGAUUAUCCCGCUAUUCGCGGGCAUCCACAAGGAUCUAGAAGCGCUGCGCAAACGGUUCGUGCUGGCCGGGCGACCGAAUUAUGAUGAAUUUUACUUCGCUUUCAAGGACAUGAACAUGCAUCUGGUCUACUCUGGACGGGAUACGCUUGCCGAGUUGGCUGAGUUUUCCGAGAGACUCCUACAAAUUGCUGCCAACUACAUGCACGAACACUACGAUCCGGAAAUGAUUGCAAGGGAGCCCCACCUGAAGGGAGGAAAAUUCAUUAGCCGUCCAAUAGUCGAUCGAAUUUAUGGCGCCUACCUCACCUUCGCGUUGUAUGCCAGCCAAUCUACGAAGAGCACGUUUCCGGUCCGUGUGAGCCCGAUGCUCCUCGAUGCGGUGACGAAUCUAUUCGCCUACGCAAGAGAUGAAAAGCUCUAUGAUGUCAUGGAAUGUAUUCGUCGGCUGAAAGAGAAGGAGGUCUUCCGCGUGGUGCCCUUCUCCAAAUAUAUGUUCGGCCCAGCGGAAUUGAGGCGCUAUGAUAUGGACUAUGAACAGCUUGAUAACCCCGAUGCAUUCCACGUGACGCCUUUUGCCAACAUGCACAAGUUUAUGAAACGCCCCGAUACCGUGAAACUCCUUUCGACUCUGCAGGGCAAGGAAAUUCGCGGUGUCAAUUAUGCUGAGAAGAUCAUCGCUAUUGUCGACAAGGCCGUCGUGGAUAUGAACAAACUCAAGUUGGAGCCGGAUCAGCCAAUUCAGAGACUUAGAAGCCCCGACCAUUAUCCACCUACCAAACGCAUAAUGCUGAACAAUUUCCGUUUUGAUCGAAACGAUAAUGAAACGGCCGCUGGUUCCCGACCGCCAACCGAGCUCGAGGAUUUUCUACAGUAUUGCACGACACCAACACCACGUCCACCCGUGGCCAGGCGUCUCUUC
Molecule: messenger RNA, 942 nt
Organism: Mesorhabditis spiculigera
Lineage: Eukaryota; Metazoa; Nematoda; Chromadorea; Rhabditida; Rhabditidae
Source: the annotation of a GenBank genome assembly